CGUUAUUUAAAAAUAUAUUUGCUAAUAUUCGAGACUGUGAUAUGAUUGGGUUAAGCGAUCUAGGGGAAGAUGUCAUUGUAUGGAAUAUUGCUCCAUAUUUAGAAGCUUCGGAUAUUUUUUCUUUAUCACUUACAUCAAAGCAAUUCCGCAGUAUAUUGACCACAAAUGAAACUUACCAUUUAUUGUAUCGAAAGAAAUUUAGUUCAAAUCCAGCUCCAUUAUCAGUAUCAAAAUAUCAUUGGGAUCAAUUGUUUGCCCUCAGGGCAUCAACAGAUGCAAAUGUGUACACUUGGGGAUGUAAUACUUGGUGGCGACUUGGGCAUGAUAAUAGUGGAGAAUCCUCAAGUAUGCAACAUUCCAGCUUUAUUGGACAAUCCGUACCAAGAUUAUUGAAGGCAUUUAAUAACUCCAUUGUGACAGAUAUAAGUUCGGGUGGCUUUUCCUUUCAAUUCUUGACAAAUAAUGGGGAUUUGUAUUGGAGUGGUCAAAGGUGGCACAUGGAUUCCUUAUCUCCACCAGCUCCAAAGGGAAAAGAUUACGAACCUCCUAUAACAUCAAGGAAUAACAUUAGACACCAUGGGAAUAGAAGAGCAAAUCUUUUCGGUCCUCCUGGAAUACGCCAAAGAGUUGCCCAUGAUACUUUUAUUCCAGUACCUCAAAUACAUUCAGAAACUCCUGUGAACUUGAGAAGACCACCUGAAGAACAAAAUAAUGUAUUGAAUUCAAAUCCACAACCUCCCUUGAUUGAGAAGGAGAAUAGGUAUAUUGGAAAAUUACAAUUGCCUAAGAAUGCAGGGAAGCUUGUAUCAAUCUCCAGUGGAAGGGAACAUAUCAUUGGACUUGAUACGAAUGGGGAUAUUUUCACAUGGGAUUCAGGAUGUCCAGGAACCCUAGGUGUAAGAUUACAAUUUCCCAAUGUACCAAAGUCCACCACGUUUGUAUCGAAAGUAUCUGCUGGUUGGAAUCUUUCAGUGUGUCAUUUUGUUGGAUUUGGACUUGUAGCUUGGUAUGGUAGAGACAAUGUAACUGAACUAUCUUAUAAAGAUGGUUCAAUGAUUGCAAAUGCGCAUUAUGUUGUUAUCCCAGGAACUGCUGGUCAUAUUAUUGAUUUUAUGGCUGGAGAGGAUUACAUUAUUUUUAUCAAGAGUAGCGGUCUUUUGUUUAGAUUUGACAUCGAUGCUCGAGCAUUUUCGGAACAACAUGAAGAAAGGUUAAAUGUUGAUCAUCCGUAUCAAGUAUUAGGAUUCAAUCGCUGGUUGGCAAGACAUAAUGAGGAAUUGGUCAUUCAUGGAGCCAAAUUCAGUAAGAUCACUGGCUGUUACAAUAAUGUUGCGGUGUUUACAGAUGAUAGUAUGGUUUUAAUUGGCCAUAGAGGUUUAUUUGACUCUGAAUCUGAACCAGAAAUAAUUCCAGAAUUACAAAAGAGAAAUAUCCGACAUGUUGUUAUGGGUGAUUAUCAUUAUUUGGCUCUUACGGAUGAGGGAGAUUUACUAGCGUGGGGACGUGAGUCCCAACGUUGUGGCUGCUUGGGUGUUGGACCGCUUGGAACAGAUGAAGUUGUAUCUGUCCCACGUCUUGUCGAACCACCACGUCCCAAUGGCCGUUGGUUGGCUGUUACCGCUGCAGGUUGGCAUUCUGGUGGAAUUUUCAUUGAAGUCGAUGAAAAUAAGUAGUUUUAUUUGAUUUUAGAACUUUAAAAUACUCUACAUAUAUAUUAAGGACGAACAACGGUAAAUGGAUUACAAAAUAGCUUUACAAAUGUACAUGAUAUAAAGACAUGCCCAUUGAUUUUAUAAUUUUAAAAAGAAGCUCGGGUUUUGCCGACUAUCAUACGAUUUGGAAUUAAAAGCCUUGAGUUCCGUCUGUGCAUCGGACCAAACGGAUCUAACACAGUAUCAUCGCGAGGUUCUAAAUAGUUGCAAAGCAGGGUACAGAAGAUUUGAUAAAUUUUUGAAUUCAAAAAUUAUCUAAUUUGUUAUCAUAGACUUACACUUCCAUAAGAAUGUGGCCUAAUCGGCCGAAAUAGUGUAAGUCGUCACCCACUUACC
[Candida] anglica is the source of this 2048-nucleotide messenger RNA. Lineage: Eukaryota; Fungi; Ascomycota; Pichiomycetes; Serinales; Debaryomycetaceae. The record is from the annotation of a GenBank genome assembly.